UGUGCUUCCCAGCUGGCUUUUCGCUGUUAAGCUACCACCUCUCAUCCUUUGACUUUAUCUCUCGCUAACCUAUACGUAAACACUAAUUCAUCCAAAAAAAAGUAGAUUAUCUCUUUAGAUUAUUAACGGUUCCGAUUUGGGAUCUGUUGAAUGGGUGUAUCAUUCUCCUGUCCGUUCGCAGAGCAAGACGACGUGGAAGCUGCUCUAGACUCUGUCACGGUUAAGUCUAUAAGCUUUGGUGAUGACGACGAGUGCAAAACUCCCAAGAGAUCUGUCAAUUUCAAUGACGGAACUCUAGAGCCUACGAUUUUGAAAUCUAUGGGAUCUGGUAAAAUGGUUGUUGAGAAAUCUGUUAGCUUGAAAGGGAUGCAGCUAGAGAGAAUGAUCUCACUUAACAGGUCUGUCUUCAAAGAAGAUUAUUCUAAAGACAAUGGCUUUGAAAUUGCUAAAGACUUCUCAGUUCUUGAUCCGAGGAAUCCGAAACACGAAGCUGCUAUUAAAUUGCAGAAGGUUUAUAAGAGCUUUCGUACUAGACGAAAGCUCGCUGAUUGCGCUGUGCUUGUUGAGCAGAGCUGGUGGAAACUUUUGGAUUUUGCUGAGCUGAAAAGAAGUUCUAUAUCUUUCUUUGAUAUUGAGAAACAUGAAACCGCGAUUUCAAGGUGGUCUAGAGCUAGGACUAGAGCAGCUAAGGUUGGUAAAGGAUUGUCAAAGAAUGGAAAAGCUCAAAAGCUUGCUUUACAACACUGGCUUGAAGCGAUUGACCCGAGACAUCGCUACGGACACAACCUGCACUUUUACUACAACAAAUGGCUCCAUUGUCAGAGUAGAGAACCUUUCUUCUACUGGCUUGAUAUAGGCGAGGGGAAAGAAGUAAAUCUUGUGGAUAAAUGUCCGCGAUCGAAACUACAACAACAGUGCAUCAAAUACCUUGGUCCGAUGGAAAGAAAAGCUUAUGAGGUGGUUGUGGAAGACGGCAAAUUCUUCUACAAGCAUAGCGGAGAGAUUCUUCAAACUUCUGAUAUGGAAGAUAGUGAAUCCAAAUGGAUUUUUGUGCUCAGCACAUCGAAAGUGUUAUAUGUUGGGAAGAAGAAGAAGGGUACGUUUCAACAUUCAAGCUUCUUAGCUGGAGGAGCUACAGUUGCUGCAGGAAGAUUAGUUGUUGAGAAUGGUGUUCUUAAGGCUGUUUGGCCACAUAGUGGACAUUAUCAACCUACAGAAGAGAAUUUCAUGGACUUUCUUUCUUUCCUCCGAGAGAACAAUGUCGAUAUCACCGAUGUAAAGAUGAGUCCUACAGAUGAAGAUGAAUUCUCUAUUUACAAACAGAGAAGCACUCAUAUGAGAAACCAUUCUUUGGAAGAGGAUUUGGAAGCUGAGAGGACCAUUUCCUUUCAAGAAAAGGUUGAUCCAAGUGGAGAAGAACAAACUCUGGCGAGAAAUGAGUCCAUUUCAAGAAAGCAUAGCGAUCUGGAGACACCGGAAAAGAUGGAAUCUUCUAGCACAUUUGGUGAUGAAAUCCAAUCCGCGGGAUCAAAGUCUACAAAAGUAUCUGAAGACUACGAUUCGGGUGACGAUGAAGAGGAAGAAGAAGAGAUGUUUGACUUAGAACAAGAAUCAAUGCCUUCAGAGCAAAGCUCACCCAGAGGAGAAGAAAAAGAAGGAGAAACCAAGGAGAGUGAAGUAGUGAAGAUAACAGAAGAAUCAAUCCUAAAAAGGAUCAAUUCAAAGAAGGAAACUAAAUCUUUCCAACUUGGGAAGCAACUAUCAUGCAAAUGGACAACAGGUGCAGGACCAAGAAUCGGUUGUGUAAGAGAUUAUCCAUCAGAGCUUCAGUUUCAAGCACUCGAACAAGUGAACUUGUCUCCGAGAAGUGCUUCUGUUUCAAGACUCUGUUUCUCAUCUUCAAUGCAAACGCAAACGCCUCAAAUGUCACCGUUAUGGCGAGGAAUGUCACUACCUGCAGAUAUUACACUCACAAAUUCAUAACAGAUUCACAUUCAUAAGUUCUUUUUCGAUCUGAUCUAUUCUUUUUGCGUGAAUAGAGAAGAUGAUGACUUAGAAAAUUCUUUUGUAUUCUUUUUCCCCUUUUUCUACUGUAACAGAGCAGCAUUUCAUUUGUUUAUUUGGUUUCUUGUUUAACAAGAAAUUACAAAAGUAAAA
Messenger RNA from Arabidopsis arenosa, 2157 nucleotides. Lineage: Eukaryota; Viridiplantae; Streptophyta; Magnoliopsida; Brassicales; Brassicaceae. The record is from the annotation of a GenBank genome assembly.